AGAGACAGGGCAGCAGCGCCCCUAUUCGGGGAGCGACGGGGGCGCCCGCAAAGUUGCGCAUGCCCACUCCUCCCCCUCGCCCCUCCACAGGAAGCCUGGGAGCCUUACUGCGCAAGCGCCACAGGCCCAGCUGACUCCUCCCUCAAGGGCGGGCAGAAGCAGGGCUCAAAAUGGCGGCCGGCCGCUACCGGCGUUUUCUUAAACUCUGUGAGGAAUGGCCUGUGGACGACACCAAACGGGGCCGAGACUUGGGCGCUUACCUUCGGCAGCGGGUAGCACAGGCAUUUCGGGAGGGAGAGAACACCCAGAUUGCAGAGCCUGAGGCCUGCGAGCAGAUGUACCAGAGUUUAGCACGAAUCCAUUCAAACUAUUACAAACACAAGUACCCUCGCCCCAGAGACACCAGCUUCAGUGGCCUGUCACUGGAAGAGUACAAACUGAUCCUCUCCACAGACACCCUGGGAGAAUUCAAGGAAAUGAAUAAAGGCAUAUGGAAGAAACUACAGGAGAAGUUCACCUCCAGGAGUCCUGAGGAGAAGCAUAAGGCCUGGGCACAGGCUUUAUCUCGCCCUCGAACCUAAGCAUGGAGUCUUGUAUGUUGCCAUCAUAAAUAAAACUGCCCUGGUUCCCCUCACUUCUUGGGGGUCUCAUCUAGCCUCCACAGAGAGGAUACCCUAUGGUUCCGGAGAAACUUUCAGCCUAAGGGGGAUGCCCUUGAGCAUCUGCCCCGCCCAUGGUCAGGGUCAGGGUAGGGAGGUGUCUGGGAAAGAGGAAAC
Molecule: messenger RNA, 776 nt
Organism: Phyllostomus discolor (pale spear-nosed bat)
Lineage: Eukaryota; Metazoa; Chordata; Mammalia; Chiroptera; Phyllostomidae
Product: ubiquinol-cytochrome-c reductase complex assembly factor 2
Exons: 4
Coding region: 171-581 (136 amino acids)
Biological process (GO): mitochondrial respiratory chain complex III assembly
Cellular component (GO): mitochondrial matrix
Source: RefSeq, a predicted model, not a curated record